UGGAACACAUGGAGGAUCACACACAGCCGCAGGAGAGUAAAUUAGUCCUAAAUAAAGCGAAUAAUGAGUUUAAUGGAAAUAAUUUUGAUCGAGCAGAGGAGUUGUACACACAGUUCAUCAAUAACUGCACCAAAUCCAGAGAAUGUGACGGUAAGGAUUUGGCCACUGCGUACAAUAAUCGUGGACAGGUGAAGUAUUUCAGAGUCGAUUUCUAUGAAGCGAUGGAUGAUUACACAGCGGCGAUAGAGGCUCACAGUCAGUUCGAGGUCCCGUACUAUAACAGAGGAUUAAUACGGUACAGACUGGGUUAUUUUCAGGAUGCUGAGAGAGACUUUAGAAAAGCCCUGGAAAUAAAUGCUGAUUUUGAAGAUGCCAAACAGAGUUUACACCAGACGAUCGUCGACUGUGAGGAGAAACUAACAAAAGGCUAUUAACAACAUUCAGCUGCAAUUUUUAUUAUUAUUAGACUGUAAGACACGACUGUAAAGCUCUAAUCCUUCAGACUGACCACGUUUGUGUUAUAUAACUCGCUCUGGUCUUCCAGCUGUGGCAAUUUCUGUUGUAAUCAUAUGUAAAUUGUAUAUGAUGUAUAAUACAAUAACUGAGGUAAUAUUGGAGACACUAGGACCAUGCUGGUUCGGAUAUGUUUGAAAUGGAAGAAGCUUGGCACAACCAAAUUGGACAUUUUGGGAAAGAAGGGCCUUGGUCAGGGAGGUAAGAACAAACCCAAUGGUCACUCUAGAAGAGCUCUAACAGAUUGGUGCAGAGAUGACCUGUAGGGUAGACAACCAUCUGUGAAGUACUCCAUAUGAUAUCCUGCUUGGAGUUUGAUAAACACCAUGCAAAGUAUGCUGGCAACAAAAGUAAAAAGUAAAAAUAAUUUGGUCUGAUAAAAUAAAACUUUAUACAAUUUAUACAAUCUCUACAGUAAAACAUGGUAGUUUACCCUUCAGCCAGACAGUGACCUGAAGCAUACAGCUAAAACAACACUGGACUGGUUUUGGUGCAAGUCUCUGAACGACGUUAAAUCGCCCAGCCAAAUGCGUAGACUUAAACCCCAUCGAACAAAAGUGGAGGGACCUGAAGAUGGCAGUUCACAGAGAAUAUGCCAUGAAGAAUGUGGUAAACUGCCCCAAUCCAGGUUUAAAGACAUAUCUAAGAAGAGUUGUAGCUGAAAUGGGUGCAAAAAUGGGCUUCUACUUUGAGUAUUGAAUAAAGAGUCUCAAUACAUUUGAAAAAGAGAGCAAUUUUUGGAAAACUCUAAUGACAUGUAUAUAAAAACGUGUUUACUUCGGCAUUAUGGGUGAUUAAGUGUAGAUUAAACUGUAGAAAUGGCAGUUGCAUCGGUUCAAAAUCAACAGGCUGUUGUGUGACCAAGACUUAUAGAUGCCAGAGGACAUAAAGUCUGUGGAACCUGGUACCAACCAACAACAGAAUUUGCAGAUACUCUUUAUAAUGGUAAUAGUGAAUGUGUCACAACACAGAGCAUCUAACCCAUCUGUGUAUGGGGCUGCUGACCAGUCAGAUGCACCUACAGCGUUCACAUAGACAUUAACACUGGAAAUUGGAGCAGUGGAAGAAGGCUGACUGUUUCUGAAAAAUCCUUGUUCAGAUAAUCCAGGACCGAUGUCUUGUGGAGUCUAGGGGUCUGUGUGAAAACCUAGUGAGCUCGCUACUACCUACCUGAUCAGCUGCCUCAGUAGAGAGGAUUCUAAUCAGACAUGGAGCUCAUAAUCAGAUUAUUUAGACUCACUACUUAUACAGUAGACUUAGAAAAUAAUUCGUCCACCAUGUUUGUAGUUUUAUGUGAGAAAAGUCGUGCCGCACUGAAUGCUGGGAUUGCCCUCAGUGCUGAGGAAGUGUCGGCCGCUCCCUCGUUAUUCAGCCAGAUCACAUCACUCAGAAUUAAGGCGCCUCAGUAGGAGCAUUUUUAAUGAAUGUAAGAAUUUAGACAUGCCCUCUUCUCUGGAGUGUAGGAUAAUGUAAAGCGUGUCUAUAUAAAGAGAUCACUAGGUUUUCAGACAGACCCGUGGGUUUAAUAUUUUGACUGAUUGGUGUAUGUAAAGGUGACAAAAAUGUAAAUGUUCUUUUGCAAAAUUGCUCCUUGUUCCUUGAUUGGAAAGCGCUUACAGAAAUAAAAAUGAUGCUUUUU
Trichomycterus rosablanca is the source of this 2152-nucleotide messenger RNA. It is a transcript of the gene ttc32, whose product is annotated as tetratricopeptide repeat domain 32. The transcript has 3 exons. Gene Ontology annotation, molecular function: protein binding. NCBI's taxonomy places the organism in Eukaryota, Metazoa, Chordata, Actinopteri, Siluriformes, Trichomycteridae. The record is from RefSeq and is a predicted model, not a curated record. Bases 9 to 434 code for a protein of 141 amino acids.